CACAUACCGGUCCGGAAACAGAAUGGCCAAUCAGAGAGCAGCACAGAUCAAGUUCCGCCCUUAAGUCAGUCAUUUUCUUUCUGGCGCCCAAUUUGAAGUAGCUUGUUAAAAAAUAAACUACAUUGUUGUUCUAGUUUUGAGGUUUUAAAUGCAAACCGUCAUCCCCCAAGAGCUCCAAGGCCGCGUGGACAGAAGGUUCCGGAGCAACCCCAGCGUCUUCAUCAGCACGUUGGCGUCAGGGUCAGACACGAUUCCUGAACAGCAUUCAGCUAGGAGCUGAGCAGUCCGUAACAGCAUGAAGAUUGCUGUGGAGGGUUGUUGCCAUGGCGAGCUGGACAAGAUCUAUGAGACCAUCGCCUACCUGGAGAAGAAGCAAGACGUCAAGGUGGAUCUUCUUCUUUGCUGUGGGGACUUCCAGGCCGUGAGGAACGAAGGCGACCUCAAGUGCAUGGCGGUGCCUGCCAAGUACAGAACCAUGCAGACUUUUUACAAGUACUUUUCUGGAGAGAAAAAGGCUCCAAUUCUAACCAUUUUCAUCGGCGGUAACCACGAGGCCUCUAAUCACCUGCAGGAGCUGCCUUACGGAGGCUGGGUGGCGCCCAAUAUUUAUUAUCUGGGUUAUGCUGGCGUUGUCCGCUACAAGGGGGUCCGAAUCGGAGGCGUGUCAGGGAUCUUCAAAUCCCACGACUACAGAAGAGGUCACCAUGAAUUCCCUCCAUACAACCCUGAAACCCUGAGAAGCGUCUAUCACGUCCGAAAUAUCGAGGUGUUCAAGCUAAAGCAGAUCCGCAUGCCGGUGGACAUCUUCAUGAGCCACGACUGGCCCCGGGGGGUCUACCACCACGGCCACACUGAGGAACUGUUGCGCAAGAAGAAGUUUCUGCGUCACGAAGUGGAGUCCAACUCUUUGGGCAGCCCCGCCGCCGCCGAGCUGCUGGACCACCUGCAGCCCACCUACUGGUUCUCGGCGCAUCUUCACGUCAAAUUUGCUGCCCUGGUGCAGCAUCCGCCUAAAGCCAACGCCGCGCCACGCGUCACCAAAUUCCUGUCGCUGGAUAAGUGCCUGCCCUAUCGGCAGUUCCUGCAGAUUGUGGACGUUCCGGAGAGGGACGGUUCAGCCGAGGAUCUGGAGUACGACCCAGAGUGGCUCGCCAUUCUAAAGGCCACAAACGAUCUGCAGAGGACCACCCAUCAUCCCUGGAACCCUCCUGAGAACAAUGGCCUGCACGAACGGUGGAACUUUGGCGUUUCCGACGAAGCAAUGAUGAAGGUGGUAGAAGAGCUCAGCGGCGAGCUCGCCAUCCCGGACAACUUCAGUCGUACCGUGCCCGCUUAUGACCCUGGCAACCCCCAGUACCACUCGGCCCCCAGCUACAACGCCAACCCCCAGACCACCGAGCUGUGCGCCACCUUAGGCCUCACCGACAUCUAUGCCCGGGUGGGGCAAGGCGGCAACGUGACGGGGGCUCAGGGUGGAGAGGAGGAGGAGGAGGAAGAUGACAAAGCUUCGGGAGACGACGAGCCCAGCGAGUACCCUACGGACACUUCCAGCAUGUCAAACUCGUUUAAUCCGGAUGAGAUCACCAUCGAAGACGAGUGGGAGGAAGAGCUAGAGAGCGGCUCUGAUCCCAAACCACUCGGUGAGGACGCCGCUCUCACGCCCCGCAUGGUCCUACCCCCGCCCAAGUUCGAAGUGUCCCCCAUUCCCAUGUCUUCUCUCAUGGACCUUCCACCCCCCUGCCACUCCACGCCCUCAACCGCCCACCUUCAUUCUGGGGUGGAGGUGGACGCAGAGGGCGGGGAUGCAGAUACUGCUGUGCCACGCGCCCCCAAACGGACCAGCGACGAGGCCAGCAGUAAUGUAAGCGGGACCACGACGCCGCGGAUCAAACGCAGAAACCAAAUCAUCUAUACCAGAGUGGAAGACGAGUGUGAUGAUUAGUCUUCCUUUAUUUAUGUAUUAACUUCCUGUCUUUUUAACACAGAGGACAAAAUCUUAUUUUUCCUCUUUUAAAAAGAUAUAUUUUAAAUACUCCUUUUUAGAAGCAGGUAUUGAGUUCUUUUUUGGUAAAUGUGAAUUUUCAAGACAAUUGUAAAAUUAAAACAAUAGAAAAAAGAAAAAUCCAGCUUUAUACCAUUUUAUUUUCAUAUUCUGUACACAUCUAUAUAUUCAUUAUUUGAACUCUUAGGUGUUAUUUUUAUUUUUUCAAAAUUAUAUGAGACAGGGAUAUUUUGUAAUUUAGUGUGUUCCAUUCUUAUUUUUUGGAAUUAGUGCAUUUUUUUUCUCAAUUGUAUAUAUAUAUUUUUAAAUUGGGUUGUCAGGAAGAGAAGUACUGUUGGUUGAAAAAAACCUGAACAUUAUCUGAAUAUUUUAUUUUCUAAUUGUCACCUUUUUAAGCCUACAAUAACGGACAUUGAUAUCAUUUAUAAUAGGCAAAAUGUUUUCUUUUUGAUUUUAUGGUGUUUAAGGGACAGUCAAGUACAAAUCCAGAUUAAAAUUUAAAGUGAAAUUCUGUUAACAAUGUCAUCACAUUAGUUAUUGUUGUAUGGAGUAUAAUUGUUUUAUUGUGUUGAGCAACCGCGAAGAGAACCAGGCUUAGGCACAUUUAAUUUAUUUUAUUUUACACAAUUCCUCCUAUUUCUUCCGUGGUUGCUUUAUAGUAUUAUUAGACAAUCAGACAGGACUCGAGCUGAAAUGAUGAAAGGCUGAAUAAUCACAAUUAGUGUCCUUCUCCAUGGUCUCUCUUUCUCAGUCAACACCAUCCUUGUCAUACUUGACCAUUGCUUGAUUCAUUGAAUGGAAGCUGGCUGAGGGAGACGGGAUGCGUUUAGGGGGGUUGUAGUGGAGUCACAUGGCAGGGAGAAGAGGAGUGGGGGGAAAGGUUAAGGGAUGGUUGUCUAGUUCCCCCCGCAGCAAGCUCUGGAGGAGCGGGCGUCCGGGUCCUGUAGGUUGACCCCCCGAUGUCGUGCCGCAUGUGUCGGGUUCUGGGUGUCUGUUUUUGGCAUCUUUUUGGCUGCAAAACAUGAGAACAGGAGGCUUCUUAAUGAUCACCUGUGAAAUCAAUGACCAACGUCUUAAUUAUUAAGAGGUCAGGUGCAAAGCUUGGUUUUAUGUUUCAGCUGUUUUAAUGCACAAAUCCUAUCUUUUUUUCAUCCAAUAUAAAAAGCAGGGAUUUUUUUUAAAUUAUUUGUUUUGCAAAUUGUGUUGCCAAUUAUAAAAACAGAUAAAACUUUUUUUUUUACACAUCGAAAAUACAAGAAUACAUAUUUUUGUAUUUU
Entelurus aequoreus (snake pipefish) is the source of this 3279-nucleotide messenger RNA. RefSeq names its product debranching RNA lariats 1 (gene dbr1). The transcript is spliced from 10 exons. Gene Ontology annotation, biological process: mRNA splicing, via spliceosome. NCBI's taxonomy places the organism in Eukaryota, Metazoa, Chordata, Actinopteri, Syngnathiformes, Syngnathidae. Gene Ontology annotation, cellular component: nucleus. The record is from RefSeq and is a predicted model, not a curated record. The coding region runs from base 296 to 1942 and encodes 548 amino acids. Gene Ontology annotation, molecular function: RNA lariat debranching enzyme activity.